This is a messenger RNA of Mesocricetus auratus (golden hamster), 2089 nucleotides long. It is a transcript of the gene Pgap4, whose product is annotated as post-GPI attachment to proteins GalNAc transferase 4. Gene Ontology annotation, biological process: GPI anchor biosynthetic process. Gene Ontology annotation, cellular component: Golgi membrane. Lineage: Eukaryota; Metazoa; Chordata; Mammalia; Rodentia; Cricetidae. Gene Ontology annotation, molecular function: glycosyltransferase activity. The transcript is spliced from 2 exons. The record is from RefSeq and is a predicted model, not a curated record. Bases 350 to 1561 code for a protein of 403 amino acids.
GGCGGGUGCGGCUGGCUGUCCCGCGGUGGCCCGCCCGGCCGGGCUGUCACCGGGCCGAGGGAUGCAGCCCCCCUAGCCCCGCAGUGCCGGGCGGCGCGGACAGCCCGAGCGCGGCCGCCUAAUGGCUGCCCCGGAGCGGGGGGCCCCUCCGCGCGUCCUCGGUGGGGCGCGUCCUCCUGCGAAGGUGACCCGACGGAGGCGCCCCUCCCCGCCCCCGGAAACGCCAGCGAUUUGGAACGCCACUCGAUGGGAUUCGGGCAGUCUGGGCCUGCAGGUUUGACUUAAUGAUUCUGGCCUGAGAUCCAGAAUGGUUUGUUCUUGGGACCAAACAUGAGCAAAAGUUGACCUCAUGACCAUGUCAACCUCUCCAGCUGCCAUGCUUCUCCGGAGGCUUCGGCGACUCUCCUGGAACAGCACUGCUGUCCAGCUCUUUAUUCUAACUGUGGUGACAUUCGGCUUACUGGCGCCCCUGGCCUGCCACAGGCUCCUGCACUCAUACUUUUAUCUGCGCAACUGGCAUCUUAACCAGAUGAGCCAAGAGUUCCUGCAGCAAAGCCUGAAGGAGGGGGAGGCUGCCCUUCACUACUUUGAAGAGCUGCCCUCUGCCAAUGGCUCGGUGCCCAUCGUGUGGCAGGCCACGCCCCGCCCCUGGCUGGUGAUCACCAUCAUCACUGUGGAUAGGCAGCCCGGCUUCCACUACGUCCUACAGGUAGUGUCCCAGUUCCAUCGGCUUCUGCAGCAGUGCGGCCCCCAGUGUGAGGGCCACCAGCUCUUCCUGUGCAACGUGGAGCGGAGCGUGAGCCACAUUGACGCUAAGCUGCUCUCUAAGUACGUCCCCGUGGCCAACCGCUACGAGGGCACCGAAGACGAUUAUGGCGAUGACCCUUCCACCAACUCGUUUGAGAAGGAGAAGCAAGACUACGUCUACUGCCUGGAGUCAUCGCUGCAGACCUACAACCCAGACUAUGUCCUGAUGGUAGAGGAUGACGCCAUCCCAGAAGAGCAGAUCUUCCCAGUCCUGGAGCACCUCCUGCGGGCUCGCUUCUCCGAGCCGCACCUCCAAGAUGCCCUGUAUCUGAAGCUCUAUCACCCAGAGAGGCUACAGCACUACAUCAACCCGGAGCCUAUGCGGAUCCUAGAGUGGGUUGGCGUGGGCAUGCUGCUGGGGCCCGUGCUAACCUGGAUAUACAUGAAGUUUGCCUGCCGCCCAGGCUUCAGCUGGCCUGUCAUGCUUUUCUUCUGUCUGUACAGCAUGGGGCUGGUGGAGCUGGUGGGCCGCCACUAUUUCCUGGAACUGCGGCGCCUGAGUCCCUCCUUGUACAGCGUGGUUCCUGCCUCCCAGUGCUGCACCCCAGCCAUGCUUUUCCCUGCCCCUGCAGCCCGCAGGACCCUCACCUACCUGUCCCAGGUGUACUGCCACAAGGGCUUUGGCAAGGACAUGGCGCUGUACUCCCUGUUGAGAGCCAAGGGGGAGCGGGCCUACGUGGUGGAGCCCAACCUUGUGAAACACAUUGGGCUCUUCUCCAGCCUCCGGUACAAUUUCCAUCCCAGUUUACUCUAGGAGUGUUAAGAAAUGCCCUUCUGCGGUUGGCUAUUUCCUGGAGACACACACUGAACUCUUUCUUUAGACGUGGUCGCUUGCAGGUAUUCCAUUGUUUAAGGUCUCUAGGUGUAAUCGCGCUGGGACCGCAGAAGAAUGCACCCAAGACUGGGAAUCGUCCGGCAGGAGCCCAACCUGCCACAGGUCCGGAUCUCCGUCCACACAGCCACGCUGCUGCCUCACGCGGUCUGUGGUGACGAUGGAUGUCAGUGACCGUUACUUUCUCCCGUUGUCUAGGAGCUCGGCCUUGCGACAGAGCUCGUGACUGCCAAAAAAAGUCGUGUGCACGGUGGUGUUAAGACUUGUGUUCGGAUUUUAAGGGUAGAGUACGGUGAGCUGUCAAAUGCUUUUGGGUGGGUCCCUUUCUCACAGAGAUGAGAGUGGACGCGUGCUUAGAGCGCAUGCCUGAAUACGCAGGGCCGUGUAGAAAUACAUAUUCUAUUGGUUUUCCUCAACCCGAUGUAAUAAACGUGCAAAAGUUGUGCUGUG